UGCAAUUGAAAAAUGAGUAAUUCAGUUAUUCAAAAAUUAUACCAGCAAUUCCACGAGAAACGUGCAUUAAAUAUGCAUUUAAAAGAAAAACGCUUGCAUUUGUGUGCCGAUCGUGUCCCAUUCGAAGAUUGGAAAAGAAUUUUAACAAGAAUUGCACACGACCGAAAUCUUUCCGAGAUUGUAAUCUACAGUCGUUGUCGCAAUAAAAAAAUACAAGAAAUAAACACAGAAGAACAACUAACGAAGUUUCGACGAUGUAGGCGUAACGAUCCUGUCCUUUACACGAAUUUCUUCCUGCGAUGUCUCGUCGAUUCGAUAGCCACUUCUCUGACUUCACCAUCCACAAUUACUUCUGCAACCUUAGACGGUGUUCCACUUCCUCUGAAAUAUCUUAAGGUUAUCACCGAGGCCCUGCAGGAUAAUCAGAAUUUGAUCCAUCUUGCAUUCAUAAGAUGUCGUAUAGGAGAUACAGAUGUUUCAGGCUGCCAGUUCAUCUUGGAUGCUUUGAGAAAUAAUGCAAAGUUCAAAAUAUUGAAUUUGUCUGGAUGUUGUCUUACUGUUAGAAGCGCUCAGUGCUUGGCUGAUUUUCUUAAAAGGAGGAAAGCAUGGAUUCUAAAAAAUACUUUGGGAGGAUACGCAUCGCAGGAUUGUCAUGAGAUUGAUAUUCAAGGUAUCCAGUCCUUGAUCCUGAAUAAGAAUCCAAAAAUAGGAGACUGCGGGCUUAAAAUAUUGGUAUACGUGUUGAGAGAUGAUUUUUGGAUGAAACAUUUGGGAUUGCGACACUGUGAUAUUUCAAAAAAUGGAGCCAAAGCUAUAAUUGAUCUGCUGGAAGCAAAUAAUGUUAUUAUGAGACUCGAUCUGAAGGAGAAUAAAAUCCCAGAUAAUAUUUUGCAAAGUGUGGUUAGAAUUUUGAAAGAACGAGAGAAAGGGGAGAAAGUAUCAAUGACAAGUAGAUUGUUGAACAGAAGAAUCAGGGAUAGCACGAAAAGUCAUGAGGUACAUUUUGAAAAGUCAAGGAAUUCUCAAGAAGAAAAAUAUAGUUCCAACAAGUUGCUAAAGAAGAGAACAAAGAAGGAACGUCACAAAAGAGUUCGCUGUACAAAGAACCAAACUAACAGUUCCAAGAAUGAAAAGGAUCAUUCUAAAAGGAUUGACAUACUAAGUGAUUUCAACCUGUAUGAAUUAUCCCUACUAUUGACAGAUAUGAAUAAAUCUAAUUACAAUUUAAGCCAAGAAUUGCAGAAGGAAAAGACAUUAUAUGGAGAAGAGAAACAACAUAGAUUAAAAGCAGAAAAUCAAUAUCGUGAAUUAGAAGAUAAAAUUAAGGGACUGCAAAAUAGUAUUCUUAAACAAAAGGGAGUCCUUGCCAAAACACGUCAGAACAAUGAAGUUUGUGCUCAACUGCAGAUUAUAUUUGAUGAAUUGCGAAAUGUGACACCAUGCAAAAAAUAAUUAGAUAUUACCGAAACUAAUUCAAUAACAAAAAUAAAACAUGAAUUGAUUAACCUGCAUUCA
Cephus cinctus (wheat stem sawfly) is the source of this 1515-nucleotide messenger RNA. RefSeq names its product protein Cep78 homolog. NCBI's taxonomy places the organism in Eukaryota, Metazoa, Arthropoda, Insecta, Hymenoptera, Cephidae. The transcript has 6 exons. Bases 13 to 1452 code for a protein of 479 amino acids. Gene Ontology annotation, molecular function: protein binding. Gene Ontology annotation, cellular component: centrosome. The record is from RefSeq and is a predicted model, not a curated record.